Telopea speciosissima is the source of this 993-nucleotide messenger RNA. Its product is annotated as polygalacturonase non-catalytic subunit AroGP2-like. The transcript has a single exon. Lineage: Eukaryota; Viridiplantae; Streptophyta; Magnoliopsida; Proteales; Proteaceae. The coding region runs from base 1 to 993 and encodes 330 amino acids. The record is from RefSeq and is a predicted model, not a curated record.
AUGAAAUUACAGGGUUCUCAAGCUGAAAAUGCCUUCUCACAGUACUGGGAAGAGCAUAUUGGUCUUCCACUCCCUCCACAUUGGUUAGUUACAAAGGCUUCUCCAUUAAGCCUCCAUCAGGUGCAAGUGUUUAUGGAACUUAUAGAGAAAAAUGAAUUAGCCUCCCACAUGAGUUCAUUCUGUAAGCAGGCUAAUGUAGCUUGUUCUACAAAUACACUGAAAAAUAAGACAAUGGAAGAAGACACAACCAAAAUACCCCAGUGGAAUGUUGCCAUAGUGGUUUAUGAACCUUCUCCAGAUGACACACCCCUAUCAGUUUCCAGUGAAGGAGGAUUGCCAUUUUUCAGGGAAUCAAUGGUAAAAGAGGGAGAUAUAAUGCCUAUCCCUGAUCGAAGAGACCCAAUGUCAUAUAUAUCAUUCUUACCGCGAUCUCUGGUAUCAAAAAUCCCAUUUUCUUUUGCUCAGAUUGAUGAAUUAAAGAAGCUUUUUGAUGUGGUAAAUGAAUCCAACAUGGAUGAGUAUAUUCAUGACACCUUAAAGACAUGUGAAAAGAGCCCCAUUCGAGGUGAGCAGAGCACCUGUGUGACUUCCGCCGAGGGUCUCAUUGAUUUUGUUGUCGAGAAAUUAGGGCACCAUCUACAAGUAUGGAGUACUAAGAGAGGCGUCGAAGGAUCUUAUAAUGAGAAUGUCACAAUUGGAGCUGUGAAACUUGUAUAUGGAAACCUCUCUGAACCACCAGCCUUAUGUCAUAGUCAGCCAUUCUCAUUUCAAGUCUAUUAUUGCCAUGUUUUGCAGAAAGUAAAAGUAUAUGCAGUUGAUAUACAUGCUCAGAAGAAAGUGAAUCAAGCGAUCAUGGCAUGUCACUAUGACACUUCAACUUGGAAUCCAAACCAUCAUGCUUUUAAGCUUCUGGGUUUUGGGCCUGGACAAAUUGAAGUCUGUCAUUGGAUAAAUGAGAAUGGAAUGAUCUGGACAAAAAACUCUCAAGGUUGA